GUGACUGUCUCCGCAAAGCUUUUCUAUAAAUAAACCCUCUUUCUUCCUCGUCUCAGAGCACAGCCGCCGGAAACAAUGGCUUCCGCGCCAUUUUUAUCUCUACUUGCCGCCACUCUCUCGCUCUCUCUCCUCCCCACCCUCACUUACUCUCGCUCUCUCUCCCCACCAUCCGAAACGACUAUUCUCGACGUCGUUUUGUCUAUUCAGCAGACCCACCAAAUCCUGUCAUUCGACCCGACCCGGACGACCCUCGCCCACCGACCCGACUCGGAAUCCGACCCGGGUUUCCUCAAUUCUUCGUCGUUCUCUCUGGACCUCCAUUCUCGUGAAACCCUCGUUGAAUCGCAGCACAAGGACUACCGGAGCCUGGUUUUGGCCCGACUCGAGCGUGAUUCAGUCCGAGUCGAUGGAAUCACCGCCAAAGUCAGACUCGCCGUCGAGGGCGUCGACAGAUCCAAGCUCCAACCCAUUUACGACGAAGAUACCCGGAUCCAACCAGAGGAUCUGAGCACACCGGUCGUGUCCGGAGCGAGCCAAGGAAGCGGUGAGUACUUCUCACGAAUCGGAAUCGGAAAUCCGCCGAAGGAGAUGUUCAUGGUUCUGGACACGGGGAGCGACGUGAACUGGAUCCAGUGUCAACCUUGCUCCGAAUGCUACCAACAAUCCGACCCGGUUUUCGACCCGGCAUCGUCUUCCUCGUACUCUUCUCUCUCAUGUGCUUCGUCGCAGUGCUCGGCCCUCGAGGUUUCCGCCUGUCGGGCUGACAAGUGUCUGUACCAGGUCAGUUACGGUGAUGGGUCGUUCACCGUCGGUGAGUUCGCCACUGAAACGGUGUCGUUCGGGAGCUCCGGCAAGGUUAACGGCGUCGCUUUGGGCUGCGGACACGACAACGAGGGGUUGUUCGUUGGAUCCGCUGGUUUGCUCGGUCUCGGUGGUGGUUCUCUGUCUCUGACCUCUCAGAUCAAAGCGAAAUCGUUCUCGUACUGCCUCGUGGACCGUGACUCGGGCAGAUCGUCGAGCCUCGACUUCAACUCGGUCCGACCCGGCGGUGAGGUCACCGCCCCUCUCCUCCGCAACCGCCAGAUCGACACGUUCUACUACGUGGGUCUCCCCGGAUUCAGCGUCGGCGGCCGUCCGGUGGCGAUCCCCCCGUCGGUGUUCGCCGUCGACGAGUCGGGGAGCGGCGGAGUCAUAGUAGACUGCGGGACCGCCGUGACUCGGUUGCAGACUCAGGCCUACAACUCGCUCCGCGACUCGUUCGCUCGGCUGACGACUCACCUGAGAUCGGCCACGUCGACCAUAUCGCUCUUCGACACAUGCUACGACUUCUCGUCUCUCUCCACCGUGAGAGUUCCGACGGUGGCUCUCCACUUCGCCGGCGGAAAGUCCCUCGACCUCCCGGCGAAGAAUUACCUUAUCCCCGUCGACUCCGCCGGAACUUUCUGCUUCGCCUUCGCUCCGACGUCGACGUCUCUAUCCAUCAUCGGCAACGUGCAGCAGCAGGGGACACGUGUCAGCUUCGACUUGGCCAACAAUCUUGUCGGAUUCUCACCGAAUAAGUGUUAAGAAAAAAAAAAGUUUCUCACAUGGUGAUUUCUUUUAUUUACAGUCAGUGUGAAUUUUUUUAUUUCUAUUUCUUAUUUUUAUAGGACUAGAUUGUAACUUUAAAAAUGUGGGGUUGAUUGUGUGAGUUUACUAUUUAUUACAGUGGGAAAUGCAAAUGUAUGUUAUUUUUGUGAAAAUAAAAUGUUAGAACUCAGUAAAGCUUUUUCUACAUA
This is a messenger RNA of Tarenaya hassleriana, 1778 nucleotides long. Its product is annotated as protein ASPARTIC PROTEASE IN GUARD CELL 1-like. Gene Ontology annotation, biological process: proteolysis. Bases 76 to 1566 code for a protein of 496 amino acids. NCBI's taxonomy places the organism in Eukaryota, Viridiplantae, Streptophyta, Magnoliopsida, Brassicales, Cleomaceae. The record is from RefSeq and is a predicted model, not a curated record. The transcript has a single exon. Gene Ontology annotation, molecular function: aspartic-type endopeptidase activity.